Setaria italica (foxtail millet) is the source of this 5496-nucleotide messenger RNA. RefSeq names its product homeobox-leucine zipper protein HOX7. Bases 4098 to 5081 code for a protein of 327 amino acids. Lineage: Eukaryota; Viridiplantae; Streptophyta; Magnoliopsida; Poales; Poaceae. The record is from RefSeq and is a predicted model, not a curated record. Gene Ontology annotation, biological process: regulation of DNA-templated transcription. The transcript has 4 exons. Gene Ontology annotation, molecular function: DNA-binding transcription factor activity, RNA polymerase II-specific; sequence-specific DNA binding.
AAGUGGUGCUGGUAUUUCUUGAUUUUGUUUAUUUUUCAUCAUAGUUUGGAGUACUUUUAUUCCGUUUUCCUUGAUUCAGCUCAAUCUGUAGGCAUUUAGCUAUUUACAUGCAGGAACACUGUAUAUUAUACUUCCUGUAAUCUAGCAUGGCAAUUUAUAUCGAGGUAAUUUAUGAGCCUGUAGUAAUGACCUUCAGAUACAGUAGUUGUUUCUUAUGGCAUAUGCAGUUCCCCUUCAAUAGAGAAUCAAUGAUAUUAAUAUUUCCUAAUCGAUGAUGGCUGCCACCAGUCCUUCGUCGACUUGGAUUGAUCUUGAAGAUGAUAAACGAUGCAAGUAAGCUUCCAACAGAUCUGAGUUAUGUGGGUGCUGAAACCAUCUUCCUUCCAUUGAUUGAUUGAAUGUCCAUGUGCUAUGUGUACCAACUUGCCCUUACUAAAGAGCAGAAUGUAUGUUUUUCGCAAUUGCAUGUCUAAAUAAACCUAACAGAACCAAGAAAGCAUAUGAAAUGGCAUAAAAGGAAUUUGAUUUAUGUGCAUAUCUUCUGAGUUUGUGAAGGUAGCACAGCAGUACAGCACUGUAUUUGGCUGCUCAUUUCUUAACAAGGUAAAAUCUUGUGUGCCACAAGAUACUUCUUUUUCGUGGUUGAAUGUCAAGAGACAGAAAUUCAACCAUCUCAAUCCAGUUCAACAAUCAGCUCUUUACAAUUCUGAAGUCCAGAUUAUUGUGGAUUUUUUUGUGCUGUGUGUCUGACUGUGACACGCAGAAUAAGCUUCCAUACUAGCACUCUUCUGUCUACGGCAUCAUCUUUAUUUGUGGAACUGCACUGUACUCUUAUGUUGCAUGGUUUUAACAUGUUUCCAUCAUCUCCUUGUCUUUUAGCCUUGUGGGUAGCUAGGAAUGAGCUUUACUCAAAAUGGCAUGACAUGUAUUGGUACAAGAUACAUGUUGAAACCUUGAGCUUAAUUUCUAACCCAUUCAUCAAGUCUUCAGCUUCUCAAGACCCGGCCUUCAGAACACUAUCCUUGAAAAAUGGGGAAAAGAAAGCUAUUGCUUUAAUAUAGAAACAAGAGAAAUGUAACUUAGUAAACACGUUUCUUGUAACAAUUGGGCUGAACAAAAAGUAAAUGCUAAGAAACGUCCAAAAACUGAUAGUAUCCUUCUCUGCAUGAGUUAUCGAUUUCAUAAUAUGAAUGCUGAAAGGUUUCUAGCGCACAGUGAUGUGUCGUGAAAACAUGUGGUACAAUUGUUUGUGGUCGUUUUUUUUGCUCUGUUUACAUUAAAGUGUUUCUUCUUAAAUUUGAAUUCAAUGCAGAAGUGUCCUAAAUGAUGCUACAGGCCAAUAGAACUUCAAUACUUUAUUGUUUGCUAUGUUUAUCUUAAAUAUCAACAGAUCCAUCAAAUAAAAAGUGCUUAUCUUUUAAAAAUAAAGGUGAUAUUCCAGCGAUUGUUGUUGAAUAUAUUGAUACUUCCAUCCAUAACCAAAGGAGCUUUCGAUUAUGAAGCCAUAGAUCAUAGGUUUUGUUUCAAAAAAUAAUGAGAAUAAGGUAAUUAAUAUGCCUUAAGAUUUUUUGACGCCAUAGAUCAUAGGUUUUGUUUCUUUCAUGGUGAAUUAUAUUGAAGUCACCAAGGAGGAGAACCAAAUAAUUUGUCUUGUCAUCCUUUCUGUUGAGUUUAAGUGUGCUCCUUAACCAAACUAUCUUGUUUCUUUUACCUGUUAUCUUGGUGAUGAGAAUGAAACAAUGGACCUUAAUUCACCAACUUUUCUGUCCUAUUAACUUCAGACCUGUAGGUUGUCAAGAGACAAUUGGUCCUUUUAAUUUAUAACCUAGACCUUGCCAAUCAACCGUUUGGUGUAUUAGAUGGGCAAAGUAUAUAGUCAAACAAUAUUGUAAACAUACAACUUGUUCUUAUUGUCAAAGAAAGCUGUUGCUGAAAUUUUACUGAAAGCAAUGUAUAUGUUUGUCUGGGCAUGCAGUCUGCCAGAGGAAGUCUUGCUCAGUUUUUCCUUUUGCUGGUACAGCGGAGAGAGACUGUCCUUAACUCUUAACAUCCAAAUAGGAAUAUGAGUUUUUGAUGAUUGGAUCACAUCUGAGCAUAUGUGCUGAAUGAUUGAUGUAGUAAUAGUCAAAGCUGCUGCAACAUACAUAAUCUGAACUGCAGGAUCUUGGGUUGACCCAGGUCACUACCGUAUAAUGAUAAAUUCAGUUUUAUAGUAAUCCUCAUGCAUUCAUGCAUGUCAUUGAAAUCGAUGAGGUUUAUCACUUAUAUUCAAUGAACAAACUUAGUGCCAUAUUUACUGGAGAUCUAACUUCUAUGUUUGAAAGUUCUAUCUUCGAUAAGAGAUGAAAUACACUUGUGGGGUAUGGCUGGGGCUCGACGAAUUUCGCAUCUCCUCGCCCUCAUACCACAGCUCGAUUUUUUGUAGGUGUUUUUUCUGGUUCAGUUUUGGGUCAGGACCGGCUAGAAAAAGGAAGUGUAAUAGUUUUUGGUUAGUGUGGUGGUGUUCAGGUUGUUUCUAAAAAACCUGUGUAAGUUUGCUUGGGUUCUAUACCCUUUCUCCUUCUUAAUAUAUUGAUACGCAGCUCUCCUGCGUGUUCGAGAUUCUAUGUUUGAAAGUAUGCUUGCUAGUCCAGAUUUAUUUAACGUGCACAUGUUCUGUAUCAAUUUUGAUUGGAUCCAUACCAUGGAGUCCCAGUCAUUUAUCUAACCAGAACUGCUUUAGAAUUAAUGGUGACAUGUGAAACUAACAGAAAUUAUAACUUGCUACACUGUGGAAGAGUUUCUUGUUCAUUCGCUAGGCUCCAGUUUCACAUCAUUCCUCAUGGGCAACUUUAUUUGUGAAGUAUCUAAAGUCCAUUAGCAUUGCUUACAGAUUAUUGCAGUUUAGAUUUUGGUGAUCAAGCAUUAGCAUAUCUAUCACAUUCAUCUCAAUCCCAUUGCUGUCAUGUGAUUAAUUCAUAGACAUACCUCCCUUGGGUUUUUUUAUUAUAAGUUAUUGCACUACUUUUUUAUUCUAAUAUAUUUUUGGAUAGCAAUCUUCUUAUAGUUAAGGACAAGAUAACAUUUAAGCAAAAGACUCUGCAUCAUUGUUUGUACAGUUUAGAUUGGAAGCCUAGACGACAAAGCAUAUUUGACUUUCAAUUAUGCCUUUUCUUUCAAAGGAAAAGUAGCCAAAGAAUUCUUCCCCUUUUUGGCUCUACUUUCCAUUUCUUUUAAGAAACAUUUAACCGCUGAUAUGUUUCUUUGCAGCUAAUUAGAAACGCCUCUUGGCUCUUGCCCACAUCACUAGGGAAAAGAACACAGGUUUUCUGGUAGCCUAAUGUAGUAAAAUGGUUAAAAAAACAACUCCUGUAUCUGUAAAAGAUGCAAAUAGUAAUAAGAAAACUUGAGAGCUCAUGUUGGCUGCAUCAUUGUUUGUACAGUUUAGAUUGGAAGCCUAGACGACAAAGCAUAUUUGACUUUCAAUUAUGCCUUUUCUUUCAAAGGAAAAGUAGCCAAGUAAUUCUUCCCCUUUUUGGCUCUAAUUUCCAUUUCUUUUAAGAAACAUUUAACCGCUGACAUGUUUCUUUGCAGCUAAUUAGAAACGCCUCUUGGCUCUUGCCCACAUCACUAGGGAAAAGAACACAGGUUUUCUGGUAGCUUAAUGUAGUAAAAUGGUUAAAAAAACAACUCCUGUAUCUGUAAGAGAUGCAAAUAGUAAUAAGAAAACUUGAGAGCUCAUGUUGGUGCAUUUACUGUUCUGUUAUUUUAAGAGCCAUAUGGAAAAUCAUUUGCAUGCUCAAUUAAGUAGCGCCAUUGAGAAUAUGUGGAACGCAUAUAGAAAGUACACUUGGGAAAUCCUCUUUGUAAAUGUUUAGCCUUGUACAUUAUUCCUUAGAAGAAUUAAACAAAUGCAAAGGUUAAUGGUAUAUAAAACUUUAGACCCAACAAUGAUUAGCCAGUCUCCUCCCUAUGAAGCAUUUUAGUAAUCCAAUCUAUUAUCUUAUUCUUAACGUACUUGGUACUGUGAAAGUAUAAUAUCUUCCAGUCAACCCUAUGAUUAGCCUAAAAGCACUAUAUAUAUAGUGCUUGCUAUUUGCUUACUAGCUCAUUUAUUCAUGCCCUUCCGUAUUCAUUACAUGGAGCUUGAGCUUAGUCUAGGGGAUUCUCCAGCUCCAGCAAAGGGCGCUUCCACGCCUGUGCUGACACCUACACAUGCAGGCAAAAGAGAAGACCACGAGCUUGUGCUAGAGCUAGGCGUAGGAACUGUCAAAAGAACUGAACAAGACAAUCAGAAGACACAGCAGCAACCAGAAGAAGAUGCACAUAAUCAGGAAGAAGAUGGUGAAGCAUGUUUUCACAGCGAAUCACCUGUCGAGCUGAGCCUCGGCUGCCCGCUGCUGCCUGCCUCAGCAGGAAUAGGGAGUUUGAAUUCAGAGGAGUGCAGACGAGAAUUUGAUGUGAGCACUUUUGUGGUGGAUGGAGACACAGUACAAGGAAGAUCUUUGUCGACUUCGUCCUUGCCUAUGGAGGUUCCUGUUCGGCAGGCAGCUGAUCAGGAAGCUGCAGAGGAUGAAGAGAAUAGUGGGGUUGGUGGGGGAGCGAGGAAGAAGCUGAGGUUAUCCAAGGAGCAGUCUGCGUUCCUGGAGGAUAGCUUCAAGGAGCACAGCACACUGACCCCAAAGCAGAAGAGUGAUCUAGCAAAGCGGCUCAAUCUUCGAGCACGCCAAGUGGAGGUCUGGUUUCAGAACAGAAGAGCUAGGACAAAGCUGAAGCAAACUGAGGUGGACUGCGAGUAUCUGAAGCGAUGCUGCGAGACGCUCGCGCAGGAGAACCGAAGGCUUCAGAGGGAGGUGGCAGAGCUGCGUGCCCUGCGGACCGCCCCGUACCCGUUCUACGGCCAUCUACCUGCAUCAGGGUUCAGCACUGCCCGCGUCUGCCCCUGCGAUAACAAGGUCAUCACAGCUCACCACCCCGGUAUCACCACAUCAUCAACGGUAGUGGCACCGCCAUCACCGGUGUCCACCUUGUUCGCCAGGCCUCAAUUCGGACCCUUCACCGUCCACCCGGUGCUCCGCCGCCAGCCAUCCGCGACCUCGUGAGGCACAGGCCGAAAGCUCAUGUGCGUAAUUGUAGAUUGUAUACUGUAAAUAUGGAGUUACUUCGCUGUUCAACCAAAGAUCAAAAUUACCAUUAGGGAUCGAUGCAUCAGUUAUACUAUUGUACAUAGAAAGAAAGGUAAAGUUUUGUACUCCUAUGAUUUAGUUGAAAAGUAGAGCCGACAAAUUGAUGUUACGAUGGUGCAUAGGAUCUAUUAUUGUGUGUCCCAAUCUAGACCAGCAGAUUUGGAUCUUCCGCGGUUGCGUAAUUGACUCUACCCGCGGACGGAUCCUGUCGUUGUACAAUAGAGUAUGAUAUAUGGCUUGUGUGUACAUAAGAAAAUAUGUGUCAUCCUGGCAUGGUAAAGCUGGCUUUGCCAUUUGUGUGCCAGUGGCGUAUGCUAGUUCUUUUGAAACA